AUGUUUAAUUCUAAUGAAAACGUGCUCGAAGAAAGACUGCCAUAAAAUUAUAUUGAUGUUAAACUAACUCUUUGGAAAAAAUCAUCAAUUAUUCAAGACUUUAAAUAAAAUUCCUUUUUUAGCACAAUUCACAUUUAUAAUGAUAGAUUAUUGAUUUGUUAUUCAUAAAAAACAGAAUUACAUGGAGUGUAUAUCAAUAGAGAGAAAUUUAACAUAGAAGAGCAUUUUGUAUUUUCUGGUGAAUAAUUUGACUAUUAAUUUGUACAUCCUUAAACUUACUUUACUAAAAAUUGCAUUUGGUUUAUUUCAUACAAUAGAGCAACUCAAUAACAAAUCUUUUAUGCUGAUUUACCUACUAAAACAAUAUUAUCUAUCAAAAGUGAGUAUAAGCCAUAAUUUAGAAUUAAUUUCUCAUUUACAUAAAUAGCUGAUUUAUCAUUUUACAUUUUUGGUGGUUUAGAUGAACAAAUGAGACUUUCAAAUUAAUUGGAUUUUUUUUAAGUUACUUAAUGUGAUUUUACACCUGUAAAUUUUAAAGGAUAACCUCCUUCUCCAAGACAUAGUCAUCUAGCAUUUGUUAAUAUCAAUAAAUUAAUAAUAGCAGGAGGUUCACAAUCAACAAAUUUAUUUGAGAGAACCUCUUUAUAAGAUAUGUAUUCAUUAGAUUUAAAAACUUUUACAUGGAGUCAAGUUAAAACUAAUAUUCCAAGAUCUAUUGCUUUUGGUCAAUAUGUCUCUCUUAAUUAAAAUUAGUUAAUUUAUUUUGCUGAAGAAAAUGGAUAAACCACCCAUUAUCUAUUAUCAUUUACAGAUAAUCAAUGGACCUGUAUGAGGUCUUAAAAGGAAGUGUAAUUAAAAUUAUUUUAUUUCAUAGACCUUCCUAUAAAUAUAGAGCUUGUGCUUGUUUAGAUAUUAAAAACAAUCAAAUUUUACUAUUUGGAGGCUACAACUUUUAGAAAAAUAUUGUUAAUUGUAAUGUUGUUGAAAGAUUAUAGAUUAUUACUAAAGUAAUUUAUAUCUAUAUAAUUUUAGGAUUUUAAAGAAUAAACAUUAUUAGAUUAUAAUGGAGACUUGAUCAAUAUCAGUAAAUUCGAAAAACAAUUAUAAUAACAAUAAUAAAAUCUCCAAUUCCAAGAAGACAAUAAGGAUAAUGAUUAGCCAGAAGAAUUGACUUUUGAAGAAUUAUUGGAAUAAGAAAAAUAACUCCAAUAACUUCAAUAAGAUGAAAUUAAAUAGGAAACAAAAAAAUCUAAUAAGAAAAAUAAUAAAAAGAAAAAUAAAUAUAAAUCUAAAAAUUGA
Molecule: messenger RNA, 1299 nt
Organism: Paramecium sonneborni
Lineage: Eukaryota; Ciliophora; Oligohymenophorea; Peniculida; Parameciidae
Source: the annotation of a GenBank genome assembly